This is a messenger RNA of Zymoseptoria tritici IPO323, 877 nucleotides long. RefSeq lists its product as uncharacterized. Bases 16 to 630 code for a protein of 204 amino acids. NCBI's taxonomy places the organism in Eukaryota, Fungi, Ascomycota, Dothideomycetes, Mycosphaerellales, Mycosphaerellaceae. The transcript has a single exon. The record is from RefSeq and is a predicted model, not a curated record.
AUCGGUCUGAAUGCCAUGCGGUCCUCCGCCCUUGGACCAUGCAUGAGCAGAAAUUCGAUGAUUGCACGCCCAAGCUAUCGACAGCAUACAUGUCCGCUCAGAAUACUUGCACACGGACUGCUCAUAGCCGCCACAAUUUCGACGGGUCGUCCAUUGCUUUCUCACCAGCAGAAACGCGGAAAUGGUCCAAGUAAGGAUGACUUGACCCGACGACUUUUACGGCAGGACAUCAAGAACUCGAAGCUCCUCAGGACAAAUAUGAGAAUCAACGAAGAGCGACUAUUUCACGCCAGGAACACGAUCAAGGACCCUGCCAAGUUGGAGCGGGAAAUGAUACGGUUGCUUACGGAGCGUGAUCUCCUUGGAGCUUUCCAAGAAGCCUCUCAUACCGCAUAUCAGGGUACACGCGCGGAUAGUACGGCGGGUCUCGGUGCGGCUCUGUCGAAGCUCAUGCGGGCGGUCAUGUUCUUUUUGAAGCUAUGCUUCAUCGAAGGACCUUGGAACGAGGUCGGCAGUAGAAGGUGGAUCUUGGCCACGAAGAUGAUCACCUUGCCGCUGUUCUUUGCUGGUGCGAUGUAUGUGGUGGGUUGGCUCGCGGUGCUUGUGGUUCGGACGGCGCUCUGGAUCUGAGCAUGAAUGGUUGUUAUGAACAACCGUAUUGUCGAUAAGGGAGCCUUGUGUGCGAUGAAGCAGCCGUUUGUCCGAUGAAAGGAUCUGAGUUCGGAAAGAAUAUCGACAGACUCGAGCGGGAGAUGGCACGUCUUAUGGCGGAGCGUGAGGCGAGAGAAGCACUGGCACGACUCGAUCCAUUGCGCGGAUGGAGGACCUACCAGUGUAUCGUGCGGCUUGGUACUACAUCCAAGUGUGUACCCAAGGU